AUUAUGAAAAGUAUACCAAAUGUGGCGAUAAAGUCAAAAAUACUGUUAAAACCGGUUACUUGUAAAAAUAUCGGUAUAAGUGCUAAAUUAUUUUCAACUACCAAGGUGGUUAAUAAUAUUGUAUUGGUGGAGAAUAAGCAAGGUGUUCGCAUAAUAACACUGAAUAGACCGGAAAGGUUUAACUCAUUUAAUAGUGAAAUGUUUGAUACGUUGCGUAAUGUAUUAAACGACACCUCCCGGGACGGGUCGGUAAAAUUGGCGGUCAUUACGGGAACGGGAGACUACUUUACAUCCGGAAAUGACCUUGCCAACUUUGAACGACUGGAACGGGAGCUGAAAGGGGACAUGAAUGCCAUCGCCGACCGCAGUGUGGAUACCAUUCAGCCGUUUAUCGGAUCACUCAUUGACUUUCAGAAACCACUGAUCGCUGCCGUCAACGGCCCGGCCAUUGGUAUCGGCGCUACACUACUGGCCCACACGGACGCCGUAUGGGCCUCGGACUCGGCCUACUUUUACACACCGUUCACAGGGCUGGGCAUAAUAGCCGAGGCCUGCAGCUCCCAUACCUUCCCGGCCAUUAUGGGCACCAUUAGAGCCAAUGAGAUGCUUAUGUUUAACUAUAAGAUGGGGGCACAGGAGGCCCGGGAGUGUGGACUCGUGUCACGUGUUGUCCCGAAACAGGAGUUUAGGGAACGGGUGGAGGAGUGGGUGUUCGGAGCGAAGGGUUUACUCAACACUUCGUACCCAAAGUCCAUGCAAUCGACGAAACAAUUGCUGAGAAACGCGACGAAGAGACAGACAUUGCAUGCGAUUAACGCCGAGGAAUGCCUACAAUUAAGGGAGCGUAUGGCUAGCGAUGAGGCCAGGGAUGCCAUCAAUAAGUUUAUGAAUCGCAAAAAGUCUGCGAAAUAA
This is a messenger RNA of Oppiella nova, 912 nucleotides long. NCBI's taxonomy places the organism in Eukaryota, Metazoa, Arthropoda, Arachnida, Sarcoptiformes, Oppiidae. The record is from the annotation of a GenBank genome assembly.